AUGGAAACCGAGGACAUAUUGAAUUCCGCCUUCUGCGACGAUGAACGGGAAGAACAACUGAGUCAAUGGCAGGUGGAAAAUAAGAAUGUCGGACGCAAAAUUGAUGUAAUUCUUUUCAUUUUGUGAGAGUUCUCUUUUUAGGUAACAUUGUUCAAAAUAAGGUCUGUAUUCAAGCUACACAGCUUAGGUCUGCUCUCAUUGUCUGAAAUGGCAAUAUAUUUACUAGAACUAGGCCCAUUCUUGGGGACUUUUUUUGAAUUUUUGCUUUUGGAAGUUAUUUGUUGCCUAAAAUAAGGUAAAACGAGUGAAUCUUAAGUUGUUUUUGCAGUCAGAUGUUAUGAAACUUUGCCUAUAUGCCGGGAAUGAAGUAUUGAUCGCAUUGAAGAACUGAUUGCGCAAAAAAAAAGAUAACUUUGUUGUGAUGGAAUUUUUUUGGCUGGAAUGUUUAUUUUUCCCAAAAAAUUUCCCGAAUGGGUUUGAAUUGUUCCAAAUUUAUUGAAUUACCUAUACAAUUCUAUAUUUCAACUUAUUUACACUUUUUUUCUAUUAUUUUUCCAAUUUUCAGACUCUAGUUUCAAUCAAUUUCACCUUCACCACGCCUAUUACCCGACACGAUCCAAAACCCCUCCAAGUUCAAUGCAAGAACGGGACCAAGCUGUACAAAGUCCUCCACAUGAUCUACAACGUUCAUCCUCCCUACAACUGCCGAUACUUUGUUCAUUCGAUCACCUUGAAACGAGGAAAUCAAGCGCCGAAGCAGAUUGAUUGGAAGAAACAGCAUGUUUUCGACAAUGAUCACUUUGAUGUGGUUGUAAGAAAGUCGAGAAAACCGAGGGUGGAUCUGAACGCUGUUCAGGAAGACAUUUCCGACCUGUUUCAUGUCAGUUUAGAUUUGGAACAAGAUGAAUAA
Bursaphelenchus xylophilus (pine wood nematode) is the source of this 910-nucleotide messenger RNA. NCBI's taxonomy places the organism in Eukaryota, Metazoa, Nematoda, Chromadorea, Rhabditida, Aphelenchoididae. The record is from the annotation of a GenBank genome assembly.